AUGGAAGUCGCUCUGUUGGCUGAGAUCCUAUCUCCGAUUUGCUUGAAUCAGGAAUGUUCAAGCUGCUCAUUGGCGAGCUCAUCGAUGAGACGAGAGUCUGGAGACACGAGUGCGCAGUGGCGCCUCAUCGUUUCGACGAGCUGUUUAUUGAACUCAUCGGUGGGACAGAGUCUGAAGACAUUAGCGCGCGGUGGCGCCUCAUCCCGUUUCGACGAGCUGUUUGGCGAGGUCAUCGGUGGGAUGAGAGUCUGGAAGACAGAGCGCGGUGGUGCCUCAUCCCGUUUCGACGAGCUGUUAGGUUCGUAG
Molecule: messenger RNA, 306 nt
Organism: Microthlaspi erraticum
Lineage: Eukaryota; Viridiplantae; Streptophyta; Magnoliopsida; Brassicales; Brassicaceae
Source: the annotation of a GenBank genome assembly